CUUUUGUGCAAAACGUCACUCUUUGCCUGUGCUUUGCUUUUGCAUAGUAACGGACAUCUCGGUAGCCCUGAUUGAAACGCUUGGUGUGAAUGAGAGCUAUCAUCAAUGGACAGAGAGAGAGCCAGAGUGGAGUUUCCAGCGCUAGAUCCACAGGAAUCAGAUACGGAGACUAAGCCAGAGGAGCCACACUGGGUAGCAGAGCUGUUCCGUCCUCACUUCACGGUGCUUGACCUGCUCGAGGGCAGCGAUGGAAGACCCAGGCUGCAGGAACCCAGCUCCCCCCUGCAGGUGGCUUCAGAGAAGGAGAACGAGGAGAGGAGCCGCAGGGUGCAGGAGAUCUACAGGUCUGCCCUGCGGGAGGUGCAGCUGAGAGAGAGUGUACAGAGGAGGGAGAGGCUAUCAAAAAUGACGGUCAGGGAGGGGGAAUCGGAGGAAACGGACCCCAAACGUGCAGGCCACAAAGGCAUGGUUCCCGGCCAGUCUGAGGAUGAGGAGGGGGGAAAGGAGGAGGAAGAGGAGGGGGAGAGGUGCAUCUGGAACGAGCGGGACCUCUCGGCGCUGCGCAGGGCCGUGCGGGAGGUGGAGCUGGACCGCCGGCGGCUGAGGGCGGAGCUGAGGCUGGCGCGGGCGGAGGCUGGGGAGCAGCGGGAGGAGCGGCGGCGGCUGCAGGGGCUGCUGGACGAGCGGGAGGAGCAGCUGGGCCGGGCAAAGCGGGCGGCGGCACAGUGCAAGCUCCGUCUGGACGCGCUGAGGGCCGAGGCCCGCGGGAGAGAGGCACGGCUGGAGCGGCAGGCGGCCGAGGCCAGGGACAGGGCCCAGGAAGCCCAGCGUGCCGCCGCGGGGACGAGGAAGGCCGAGGAAGAGGCGUGGGAGGCCAGGAGAGAGAACGCCGGCCUGGUCCGGGAGCUGGAGAGGCUGAGGGGCCAGCGGGAGGAGGAGGACCGGAGGCAGGCCGAGGUGGCCCGGGUGGAGCGCGAGGCGGCCCUGCAGGGGCUGCAGAGGGAGCUGCAGGCGGUCCGCGCAGAGCUGGAGGCUGAGAGGCAGAGCCACGCCCGCAGCCAUACCGCACUGGAGCUCCUGCGCAGGCAUUUCACUGGACACCCUCCACGGGAGACCAGGGAGAGCAGUGCCGACAGGAUCUCAUACAUUUAGGCCUGUAUUCAAUCAAACUGUGUCUUUAAUGGUACUGUACAUAUUUUAUCUGCACAAAAGCAUGUUUGCCAAGGUAAUUUUGGUGAUGGCUGAACUGUCCAACCUGUAUCAGUGAAGAUAAAGGCUAGCACAAGCUACUAGUUGUAAUUAGUGAAAGUCAUUCCUCUACUCAGAUCAGCACUCCCGCUCCAAUAGCACUGUGGGGUCUGUGGGGUGCUGUAGUCACUAGGCUUGUUGGACAGUUCAUCAGAGUGCAAACCCUUCAGCAGCAGUGCUCAUUGCAUACAGUGGUAAAUUGAAUGAAGCACAAUUUAUGAUUACAAAUUCUGAGGGGGGAAAAUAUCAUGAAAACCAAUAGCAGGAAAGGAUCUUGUUAAUAAGGUACAGCAUGUGAUCAUGGGGAAGUUUGUAGGAAAUAAGUUUCUGUUAAAGCAGAUGUCCUUUAUUCAUGAAAGAAAAGGUGACACAAUCUGGUAUGCAAGGAAUUUUUAAUUUUUAGUUUUUCAUUGAUUUUUUUUUGUUUUAAAUAUGCCAACACCUUUUAAAAUAAAACAUAUGUACACAUUUACGGUUCUCCACCCACACAGAUAAUUCUUUGGAAGCAGGAAAAAAACAGGAAAAUGGAGUGAUAAAAAUAACAGAUCAACCCAAUCACAAGUACAAAAAAAGAUAAAAUGCGUUUCAAACUCUCAUGUGAAAUCAGCCAAGCCACCUACAUCACAUUUUGACAUGCAUCAAUAUGAAGCCUCUGUUGCUACCCCAGUGCUGUGGAUUCUGUUAAAUACUCAUGGGCAUAUCCACAAAGCUCUCAACGACCACGUCUUUCCUGAUGUGUCCAAUUAUACACAUUCAGCUGCAAUGCCAACAUAUUAAAAAAACCGUUCAACUUAAGAUUUUUAACAACAACAAAAAAAAAAGAAUAGUAUGGUUAACUACCCUUCACUCUUGUCAUUCAUUUCAAAUAAUCGCCCGUUCCAACCAGAGCGAUGUUCAGAGAGUGGUUUGCUUUUUUGUGUGAAGAAAGGAAGCUAGGCAACCACCGUAAUGUACCGCCAAACACAUGGGAAAGAGGCCGAUGAAGCAGCCGCAGCGGCAGCCAGCAGUGCCUGUUCAGGCCUGGAGCCUGCUGAGGCACUGACCAAGCUAAUGUCACGCUGCACAGCCAGCCCAAUAUAAAACAUAUACUUUAAAACCUCUUAAAAAUAUAUAUAUAUUAAAAUAAAAUAAAAACAUUGAGCAUAUAAGGGGUCCAAAUCGUCAAUAUACCACAUAUCAUCGCACAAACGUGAUCCCAUGAAACACAUUUUGUACUCACCCAAACAAAAUUUUAAAUUUUGGUGCCCUAGAUCUACGGAUUUUCAAGCUUACAUUUUUAAAAUUUAUUUUGCACCCAAUAUGUUCUGGAACUCACUUAUUCAGAUGUAUUCUCAAGUGCUACACUCGAGGAUAUCCCAUCAGUUCUCUGUCCAAGGAUGUCAAUCCAUACCCUGAUCAGCCAAGCUCGUUCAAGACCCUUCCUCCAUCGGACUCAUCAGGUCUGUUCUAAACGGUCCGUCAUCAGGCCACUGACGAUCAUCCAAGGGUCAGGUUACAUUUGGGGUCAGGGAUAACAUUUUUUUUCUGCUUCCCAUUUUGGUAUCACUGGUAAAAAUGACGUUUUAACGUUGAAUGAAACUGAUUUGUAAAACGAUGCGCAUCUUUUCGACAUAAAGUAAAUUUUGUAAA
This is a messenger RNA of Anguilla anguilla (European eel), 2877 nucleotides long. RefSeq names its product coiled-coil domain containing 160 (gene ccdc160). Lineage: Eukaryota; Metazoa; Chordata; Actinopteri; Anguilliformes; Anguillidae. Bases 106 to 1152 code for a protein of 348 amino acids. The transcript is spliced from 2 exons. The record is from RefSeq and is a predicted model, not a curated record.